Molecule: messenger RNA, 7365 nt
Organism: Paramacrobiotus metropolitanus
Lineage: Eukaryota; Metazoa; Tardigrada; Eutardigrada; Parachela; Macrobiotidae
Product: dedicator of cytokinesis protein 1-like
Biological process (GO): cell migration; small GTPase-mediated signal transduction
Cellular component (GO): cytoplasm; plasma membrane
Molecular function (GO): small GTPase binding; guanyl-nucleotide exchange factor activity
Source: RefSeq, a predicted model, not a curated record
UCGUUCCCGAUGUACGCGAGCCAUUUCGGAGGCACGUCUUCAGCUUAACGUAGAAACUAAGAAGUUAGGCGUUUUUCUUAUUAAGAUCGCAUUCUUGGCUGUGUGAGUCUGUGAUUAUGCCUGCUGGAUCACUGCCAGCCAUGGAGGAGGAGGACGACAGCGCCGGUCUGCUGGACGCGCUCCUCCUCUUCACCGACUGCUACAGCGCGGCGGUGGUGACCUUUAUCGUGGUGUUCGUCUGCGCUUUCUGCUGGGAGCAGCGCAAUGCGGCGCGCUAAUUGCGCUAAUUACUCCACAUUUUAACAGAUACGGUUACCUAAGUAAGUAUUUUACGUGUAGCUUAGCUGCAUGGGAACAUCUGAUGGAUACCUGGAUGUUCGACACACUGGAGAGUCGGUGGAGACGCCUACAUUUACUAUUUCACGUGAUCGAAUAACCUACGUCGCGUGUUUCUAACUUUGAUUUGCAUCCGUCUGCCAAUUCCUAACAACGCACUUGCAACCUCCAAUGGUUACUGGUAAAUCUAUCCUGAAGUUUCCAAUAACUUAAUAGUCCAGUUUUGUGACGAAAAUCCAAAAUGAAACGAUGGGGAUGUUUUCAAACCUGUCAAGACCACAUCAGCAGUACGCUGCCACACCGAGCGAUUGCAGUUGCUUCUAGCGCCGGGAAUCCCUGAAAUUUUCUUCAUUGAAAUGUUCAGUUCAGAGAUUUUCGUGAAAUAUAUUUUUUUAAACAGGAAAUUUAUUUCCACGGGAACACAAUGUUAUUCUCAGAUUCAGAAGGGAAUCGAUGUGUGUUUCAGGAGCUAUGAAGCGUCUCCUACGCAGCAUGCAGCUGAAAAAUGCUGAGCGCUCCAUUGCCUCCCUGCCAGGUGACGAUUGGCUUAAUACAGCCGCACGCUCCGCCCAUCAUCAGUUCGCGGAAUUUGCAAGCUUGUUUUGCAGCUUUUGCUGCACCGCAACGGUGCUUGGAAACAGCCGCCCGCAGGCGGACACAACAGCGUCUCACUAAACGCAUAACCGUCUACGUACUGAGCAGCCGCCACGAGUGGGCAGCUACCCUCCCCGCGUGACUCAUCGGUAUGUGUAAACAAUCUGGCAGUCCGGAAUGCAGUGGGACGGCGAUGAAUGGCCGGAAAAAAAGCACGGCUGACUGCGUUGCACAGCGCUUGUCAUGCUUGACAACUCGAAAUGAGCCCAGUUUAGUGGGAGAGUUAUUUGGCCGAUAAUCACACGACAUGAUUGGAUUAAUCUUCAACCUGUCAAAAUUAAUUAUCGUGGUUAAUUUUCAUCGAUAAUAUUUGUGGGUGAUAUGGAAAAUCUCCGUUGAUCAGUGUGGAAUAUUAUAAUAUUUCGUGGAAAUGUGAGGAUUACUCAGCGGAAUUAAUUACUCCCUGUUCUGAAUCAUGCAUAUCGCCGCCUGGCGUCCCUGUGUCGUGGAUGAGGAGCUGAUCGGGGUGGUGGUGUACAAUUUCCCCGGGGAGUCACUCCUGCCCCCCGCGGCGCAGGGGCUGAACCUGGUCCUGGGGGAUCGGGUGCGCAUCAUCGAAGAGCACGAGGGCGGCUGGUACCGCGGCUGGGCCCUGGACCCCGAGGGGCGCACGGGGGUCUUCCCCAAGAACGCCGUGCGCGUGCGCCCCCUGGCCCCCGCGGGGGCGCGCGGCCGGGGGAAGGGGCCCGGGCAGCAGGAGGCGCACGUGGCGCACGAGAUCUUCGUCACGCUGAAGGAGUGGGCGCAGGGAGCGCGCCGGCUGUUUGUCCAAGGCGACAAACGUCUGGGCGAUCUGCGCCGGUUAACCUACGACCUGGUGGAGUUGCGCAAGACCCUCCUCUCCGGCACCCUGCCCAGCGACGAGUACCGGCGUCUGCAGCAGGACGCCGUGCACAAACUGAGCAGCGGCAGUCGUCUCCUGGAGCUGGACACCAUCAUCCGCGGCGAGGACGGCGCCCCGGCCUCCCUGGAAGCCAGCAGCAUCGUGGAGAUAUACCGGCUGUUCAAGACCGCCCACCUCCCGCCCACCACCGCCCCCGCGGCCCUCCGCAAGUACACGCACGCCGCGCCGCCCCUCUGCUGCGUCGUGCAGCUCCAGAAUCUGGCGCUGAAGAGCAGCGACGACGCCGAGGUGCUGGUCAGUCUGUAUGAUGAUCAGAAAACGGAGUUUGUCACGGAGAACGCCGUGCUGGAGUGGCGGGCGGGGCGCGGGGCGUUGGAAGGGGGGCGGGUGGUGUUUGCUGAUUUGAAGAAGCUGCCGGAGGGGAGUCGAGUGUUCCUGGUGGCGCAGAUUGUGCGGAGGGGGGCCAUGGAGCUGCGGGAAAACGGGGAGGGGAAGAAGGCCUCCGGACAGGUGAUCCGGCGACCGUGGGGCGUGGCCGUGCUGGACGUGACGGGGCUGUUGCGCAGCGGGGACGCCGGACAGGAGGAGGUCAAGGGCGACAACCUGCUGGCGCCCAUCGUCGCUUGUGGCCAGUCGGAGUCGCUGGCGGCCACCAUGCGCCGCGCCAUCGCCGCUAAAGCGAACGAACAGAAGGAUCUGGCCACGGUCUUAGUCUCUGGACAAGUAUUCCGCCAACCCAUUAAACAGGUGCGCGAGGAGCACCCGUACCUGUUCGUGGGCAGUCCCCCGGUGGCGCGCCUCCUGAGCCACCCCGACGUCGUCGUGCCCGCGGACGUGCGCAACGACAUCUACAUCAGUCUGGAGCGCGCCGAAUUCAAGGCCACCCGCAACGUGGAGGUCAGCGUGGCCGUCUGCGACGACGCCGGCGCCGUCCUCCCGGCCGCCAUCGCCGCCGGCGUGGGCGUGCCCUCCGGCGACCGGCACCAGUCCGUGGUGUACUACCACGAGGACAAGCCGCGCUGGAGCGAGACCGUCAAGCUCAGCGUCGGCUUCCAGCAGUUCGCCAGCUCCCACGUCCGCUUCACCUUCAAACACCGCAGCUCCAACGAGAAUAAGGAUAAGAAUGAGAAGCCCUUUGCCCUGGCGUAUCUCCCACUGAAGAGCGACGACGGCACGGCGCUGCCGGAUAAGAGCUACCGGCUGGCGUUGUACCGCAUCGACGGGAGGAAGUACAGCACGGAUGAGAAAGAUAAGAGUGCAUCGGUGGCGUAUCUGGAACUGCCGUCAGAAGAGCAGAAGAUCGACCUGACCAGCGCGGCGUACACGGAGAAGAAGGGCGCGGCCCUCCCGGCAGCCGGCUGCUUCACCUACAGUCCGCGCGAGGUCUUCCUGGUCAGCAGCCAGGUCUGUUCCACCAAGUUGACGCAGAACGUGCACUUACUCGGACUGCUCAAGUGGAAGACGAGCUCGGCGACCAUCCACAACAAUUUAAAAGCGAUAUUAGAGAUGCCGGCGACGCAGGUGCUGCGCUUCCUCCAGGACAUCCUCGACGUCCUCUUCGACAUCCUCUCCUACAACACCGCGCCCGAUCCGGAUCAUGUCGACGCCCUGGUCUUCCGCGCCCUCGUCCACAUGAUCAAUCUGGUGUGUCGGGAGUCGCAGCAGCAGUUCCGGCCGGUGCUGGAUCAGUACAUCAAGGAGAACUUUUUCGGCGCCAUGGCCUACCACAAAUUACUCCACUGCCUGUCCGUGCAGAUCAACCACGCGACGGAACGCGACGAGGACCGGACGUUUUUGAUUCGCACGAUGAAGGCCGCCGAGUACCUGUUCAAGUUCAUCGUGCAGUCGCGGCUGCUGUACGCGCAGAUGAACCAGAACGAGGGGGAUGACCAGUUCCGCGCCUCCAUGGUCUCCCUGCUGCAGGCCCUGGCGCAGCUCACCCAGUCCCGCAAAGCCACGUUCAAGACGAUCCAGGGCACGAUCAUCCGCUACAUCCCGGCCGUCAUCCCGGAGAUCCUGCGCGUGAUGGAGCCGGUGGUGGUCAGCCGGUUGUUCGUCGGGCUAAUCGGGCCGACGCUGCACGAACCGCUGUACCAGCAGCAACUCGAAGGCGUCCUGGCCGUCGUGCAGAGUCCGCUCUUCCGCUUGGCGGAGUGCCGGCGCGUCUUGUUGCCGGUCUUCUGCCAGUUCCUCCACGAACUGCUGGCCCGCGACGACGACCAGAUCCUGGGGAAGUGCGCCGAGGUGCUGGGGGAGAUCCUGGUGCUGCUGGCCGGGAAGGACGUCCAGUCGGGGCCGCACGAUCUGGGGGUCAUGGUGGAGACGCUGCUGCGCAGUGUCGUGCGGGUCGUCAACCGCCUCGGGGGUCGGCCGAUCUCGGAGGAGUUCCUGGUGAUCCUGUUGAGCAUCUUCCGCCAGAUGAGCGACGCCCACUACACCCAGCUGAUCGCCUCCAUCGACGCGUUAGCCGCCGCCCCGGGCGGUGGGGCCGGCGACAGCCCCGACAGCCACCUGUUGGAGGAAUUCCUGCAGGAGAUCUUCCUGCCCUUCCGCUCCCUCUUCUCCAAGGGCAUGUUCCCGCGAUUAUGGACGGACAUGAUCAUGCUGCAGAACGCCGUCAUCCUGGAGGUGUUGCGCAACAUGUCGCUGACCAUCCGCGACCGCUUCCUGCAGCCCUUCAAGUACCAGUUGUGGAGUAAUUUCUUCGACUGCGCCGUGGCGUUCUGCACGCAGGAGGCGCUGCAGUUGGAGACGUUCUCGGAGCAUAAACGGAAACGGCUGCAGGAGCAGUACGAGGAUAUGCGGCUCAAGAUGGCGCUGGAGGUGCGCGUCAUGUGGAACAGUCUCGGCUCCAAGAAGAUCAAUUUCGUCCCGCAUCUGGUGACGCGGUUACUGGAUCUGUCGCUGAUCCCGGUGGAGGAGCUGCGGCGGACCAUUCUGCCGCUGUUCUUCGACAUGAUGCAGUGCGAGUUCCGCCUGCCCAAGCAGUCGGCGGCCGACGCCCCGGGCGGGGGCGCCGGCGGCACGGGUGGCACGGCCAGUCGCAAGGAGUUGCUGGAGCAGCGCACCAUCUUCGGCAAGCUGGACGCCUUCCACCACGAGACCAUGAAGGCGCUGGACGUGUACAUCGAGGGCGGCCGCGGGGACGGCGACUACGUGGCGCUGUUCGAGGAGAUCAUGGUGGAGCGGUGCCAGAAUAACUGGCAGAUGAAGGAGCGGGCGCUGCGCUUGGUGGAGCAGCUGGUGGAGCAGAUGCGGCUCUUGUUCGAGUACCGCGACGUCAUGACCUCCGUGGAUGUCGACGUGGAGUCCCGCAUGUGCUGCACGGUGAAUUUGUUGGAGUACUACGAGCGGAUCUGUAAGCGCGAAAUGUACAUCCGCUACCUGUACAAACUGCGCGAUCUGCACCUGCAACUAGCCAACUACACGGAGGUGGCCUUCACGCUGGAGCACCACGCGCGGCUCCUGCUGUGGACGGACGAGCAUCUGGUCGAGCAGCUGCGCUCGCCGGACUUUCCGCAUUUCGAGACGCACCGGGAAUUAAAAGAGCAGCUGGCCUACGAGAUGAUCCGCUUCUUCGACAUGGGCAAGGCCUGGGAGUACGCCAUCAACCGCGACAGCGGCGUCUUCAAGGAAUUGUUGACGCUGUACGAGACGGACGUGUUCGACUACCGGAAGCUGAGCGACGUGCUGCAGCGCAUGGCGGCCUUCUACGACAAGAUCAUCAGUCCGCAGCAGAUGCGCACGCCCUGCGAGUACUUCCGCGUGGCCUAUUGGGGGCGGGGCUUCCCCGCCGCCUGGCGCAACAAGGCCUUCGUCUACCGCGGCGCCGAGUGCGAGAAUAUCCGCGAUUUCACCGACAAACAGAUGCAGCGCUUCCCGGGAUGUAUCAGCUUGAAGACCAUGGACCCGCCGGGAAAUGAGAUUAAAGAGUCGGAUAAAAUGUACCUGCAGGUGUGGAAGGUGGAGCCGGUGGCGCAGCUGGAGGAGCGCUUCAGCGGCAAACCGGUGUCGCAUCGUAUCCGCAGCUUCUUCCUGACCAACGACAUCCAGACCUUCACCUACCACCGCCGCCUGCACAGCCACACCAAGGACGCCGACUUCGCCAACAUGUGGCUGGAACGGACCACGGCGCACACGCGCUGCGCCCUGCCGGGGCUCCUGCGCUGGGCGCUCAUCACGCAGCACACCGUCGACCGCGUGCCGCCCAUCCAGACGGCCAUCGAGACGCUGCAGGCCAAGAACGACGACAUCCACCGCCUGAUCGAGAAGUUCCAGGAGAAUCCCGCCGGCGAGAUCGACCCGCAGAUGGGCGGGAUCCUGGGCGGGGUCGUCGACCCGGCCGUCAACGGGGGCAUUGCGAACUACGAGAAGGCGUUUCUGUCCCUGGAGUACCGCGAGAAACACCCGGAUGCCGAGGAGCGGGAGAGGAUCCGCGUGUUGCAGGAGCUCAUCGUCCGCCAGGUGCCGCUGCUGGAAGCGGCGCUGGACAUUUACGGCAGCAAGGUGAAAGACAGCAUGCGGCCGCACUACGAGCACCUGCACUCCAGUUUCCUCAAGCAGAAAGACCACGUCACACAGUGCUACGGCAGCGCCCCGCCCCUCUUCACCCUGCCCAAACAGCGGCCGGCCGCCGCGCGCUCCUACAGCAACGUGGAGCUGCGCAAGAACGGGCCCAAGUGGUACGCCGGGGAGCACAGCGGCAGCACGCUGUCCAUCAACGGCGACACGCCGCCGGCCGCGGCGCGCCAGCCCAAACGCAGUCUGGGCAGCUUCUCGUCCAUCUCGCUGCGGAGCAGCCGCGACAGCCAGAGCCUGACGCCCGUGGAGCUCAGCCAGCCGCUGCAGGCGACUCGGCCCAGAAGGGACAGCGAGCGCAAGGCGCCGCGGCCGGGCAGCGGGCGGGUCGGCCGGCCCGGCUCGGAGCUGUCGCUGGCCGAGGAGAACGAGGGGGGGCCACAGUCGCCGCUGCUGGCCGCGCCGCCGCCGCUGCCGGACAAGAAGGCCGAGAACGGAACGCUGAAGCGUCGGAAGACCCUGGAGGCCAUCGUCCCGUUGGCGCCGGAGAAGCCGCCGCUGCCGGAGGAGCUCUUCCCGGGGCUCCUGGACCUGCCGCCCAAGAGCGCCGGCUCCGGGACGCUGCGCCGCGAUUCGCCGGCGCUGAGCAAGCGCUCCGACUCGUCGGUCAGUCCGCGCAGCGCCUCCGCCACCCCGCCGCCGGUCCCCGAGAAACCGGGGCACCUCGCUCCGGGGAAAGCGAUUCCGCAUCCCGAAGAUUCCAGUGUAUAGUGCGACGAGCGACGGCUGCGUCUUCCAUUAGCUGUGAUUGCCGGACAGCGGCUGCUGCGCGCAGAUCUAUCUUUUCUACAAAAAAGAGUUUGUUUGCUUGUUUGUUUGCAUGUGACGGAUGCGAGUAUUGUUUGCAGAUUAAUUGUCUACUCUUAUGGCAGAACUAGUAAUACUUCCAAUAAAUACCAUUACGUGAGAAACUCCCAACAAAAAUUGUGAGAAAUUCGGUACAGAAGAUAGUA